ACACUUUCCAAAAAAUCCCUCUAUAAUACAACCUAAAUUACGAUGGUACAACUUUAAGUUGUACCUACACUUUCUAACAAAUCUCUCUAUGUUACGAGUCAAAAUUGUACAUAUACUUAUGGUACAACUUAAGGUUGCACCUGCACUUUCUAACAAAUCCUUCUGUGGUACAAUUCAAAGUUGUACCUAUACUUAUGGUACAACUUUAAGUUGUCCCUGCACUUUCUAACAAAUCCUUCUAUGGUACAACCCAAACUUGUACUUAUACGAUGUUACAACUUUAUGUUGUACCUACACUUUCUAACAAAUUCCAAUGGUAUAACCAAAGCUUGUACCUGUUCAUUAUGGUACAAGUUUAAGUUGUACUUAUGAUAUAACCAAAACUUGUACCUAUACAUUAUGGUACAAGUUCAAGUUGUACCUACACUUUCUAGAGUAGUACCUGUACACUAUGGUACAAUUUAAAGGGGUAACUACACUUUCCCAAAAAUCCCUCUAUGGUACAACUCAAAAUUGUACCUAUACUUUAUGGUACAACUUUGUUAGUAACAAAUUAUUUGCAGCUUUUGGUUAAUUCGCAUCAUUGUUGGUUUUGUUAAUUGGGGGGAUUAUUUGGGGUAUUCGGGCAAUAAACAGGGAGUCAAUUGUUACAUUUUAUUAGUUAGGUAGGAGGUCAGAAUUAUGCGGAUUAUAUAAUCUGCAGUAGGGUGUUAUUUUUCAUUAAGCAAUAAAAUAUCAAAAACCUAAAAUCUACUCUCUCUCUCUUCCUGCGUCCCCCUUUCCCUCUUCCCCUCCCAAAUUCGGCAGCAGCAGCUGCUCUCCUUUCCCCGCUCUUUGUCUCAAUUCUCCAAUUCCAAAUCCCUAGCUAGGUCAAUCCCUAAUUGAUCUAGCUAAUUCCCUAAUCCCAAACCCGUUAGAAAUUUUGUUUCUAACAUCUGGUAUCAGAGCCUCGCUCAAGAGUGUGCGUUCCUCUGAGCUCUUGAACCAGGGAAGGCGACGAUGGUAUCGACAAAGUCCAUGAAGGCGGCAGAGAAGGCGGCGCAUGCGGCUGGGAAGAACUCCGAGGGGGGGGAUGUAGGGCUCGACAGGGAGUUAGAAGAUCUCACGGAGAUCGAAGGGCUGAGGAAGGUCGUGGAGACGCAAGUAGAGAGGCAGGCGAGGGUCGAGGAGGAGUUGAAUGGGUUGCAGGUGCAAGCCAGAGAUCACGGCCGCACUCUUGACGCGUUGUUGGCGGCAGUGGAGGCGUUGCAGGGGCAGGUGAGCAGCCUGACGGAGGCUUGGAAGAGAAGCGGGGCAGGAGCUGGCGACGGCGGGAAGCCGCCGGAGGAGGGAGGCGCGGCGGAGGAGGGAUCCGCCUCGGCGGCGGUGGUCGGCGGCCAGGGAGCCGAGCGGAUCUCGGCGGAAGGGGGGGCGGCGACGACCAACCCUAGCCGACCUCAUGUUUCGCAUACGGGCCACGUCUCCUUCGGCCCCACAAGCAAGGAUGGUCUUUUGCCUACCCCAUCGGCCCAGGAGGUGGCGCGCGCGCGGCAAGGUCAAGAUGGCCGAGUAUGUGGACGCGGACCUGCAAGCGGGCCUGAAUUAGGAGGAGCUGGUGGAUCCGGAGCAGGAGAUGGAUCGUGGACCAUGGCCUAACGAGCAGUGUGGGCAGGGGGCGGAUGGCAGAAGGGAGGAGUGCAGCCUGGUGGGCCGAGCCCGGUGGGAAGGUGGGCCGGGUGGAGGUUGGAGGGAGACGGGCCGCGGGUGGGAGUCGGGGCGGCCGGGAGCAGCGGGACGGACCCAACCGGGCCGGAUUGAUGUGGGCCGAGCAGGGACGAGCCGGGUCCCCAUCGGUCGGGCCGAAACCGGUCGAACCGAAACCAAUCGAACCGAAAUCGGUCGGACCGAACCCGUUCGAACCGGUCCAGCCGUCGGGAUAUCCAUACCAGGCGGGCAGCAGGGGUUACCCAGGUCCGCAAGGCCAGUUCGACGAGUACUGUGGGCCCCUUCCCUCUUCUGCAAUUCAACGGGGCGCCGGGAAGGAAUCUAGGAGGACGUGGACGGGUGAUCGGAGGCCGAGGAAUGAGUAAAUCGGGAGAGUGGGGUACCAGGAGGAUGAAGGGGACCACUGGGGGUGCGACGGGGACCCACGAUUCUCACAGCCCUACCACAGUGGGGGCCCAAGCGGUGGAAGAAAUGCCGGUUAUUUCC
Molecule: messenger RNA, 2190 nt
Organism: Linum trigynum
Lineage: Eukaryota; Viridiplantae; Streptophyta; Magnoliopsida; Malpighiales; Linaceae
Source: the annotation of a GenBank genome assembly